AGGGAGCCGCCGGAAGUCGCUCAACGGAAAGGCAGGAUGUCCCGCCCCUUCCUCCCAGAGGGAAGACGGUGAGCCGGAGGAGUCAGUCGUAGGGGCAGCAGGCGCGAUCCUGUCGGCAAACAGAUUAUGAGUGCCAAGUAAGCUACCUUGACAGAGGAGCAGUGUCGGCACGAUAGUAAUGAUGGGUACUGAGAAGAAACCAGAGAAUGAUGAGGACGAAGAUGUAAAAAAGGAAGCAGAAGAUUCAAGGAUUGUUUCAUCUCAGGAUGUGGAGUGUAGGCCCUUGUCUGAUUUGGUAGUGAAUUCCUCUGAGAAUUCUGCUAGCAAAAGAGCUCUUUCGGAGUCAUCAUCCGGUGUUUUUGUGGCGGAAGAUGGAAAUAAACAUGCUUCCAAACGAAUGAAAUUCAGUGAAGCUGAGCCCUGUAGGUCCGAAGAGCAGGGUGUUUGCGGGUUAUCUGAAGUGGAGGUCCCGUCUGGUGAAAUGGUGAAGGCGUCCUUCCUGAAUGACUGCUCAGAAGGAGAUACUUGUCCUCCCACCUCGUUUUCCCUUCUCUGCAGUUCUGGCCCAACUGACACUGUUUCUCUGAAAACAGACACUGAGAAGAUGAUUGCUCAGGAAAUGGUUUCCCUUGACCCAGAAACAAAAUCUUUCUCCAGCAAAGAGGUUGUUAGUGUUGGUUGUACCAUCGGGAACAUUGAUUCAGCUUUCAGGUGCAACAUGUGUGACCAUUUGUUUUCUUCUUGCUCGGACUUGGAGAAGCAUGCUGAAUGUCACGAGCCGCCAUCUAAGGAGUCUGCCCACUGUCCCUGCAGCCACGGAGCAGAGAGCAGCCCAGCAUUGCAGACCCAUGCCACACAGACACAUGGGUCACGGACCGUCUUUUCUUGUGACCUUUGUGGUUUUCAGUGUGUGGAAGAGAACCUUUUGAAUGCACAUUGUCUUGGAAAAACACAUCUCCGGCGCCAGAAUCUUGCUGCUCGUGGAGGAUUUGUGCAGAUCUUAACAAAACAGCCUUUUCCUAAGAAGUCAUGUACCAUCGGAACAAAGAGUGUUCGCAUAAAACCAAGAGCAUCUAAACAAAUAGCAAAGAAUAGUGAUUCAAAAGGACUAAGACAUGGUGAAAGCAAAUUUAAAGAUUUCAGAGGCAGCAUUUCUAAGCAGAGUGGAAGUAGCAGCGAACUUCUUGUUGAAAUGAGGCCGUCCAGGAGUACUGUGCUAGAAAAGGGAGAGAUUGUUGAAGAAAAUGUCCCUUCCUUUGGUACAACUCGAAACCCUGAAAACCAGAGUAAAAAGUUAGGAGCAUUAGUAGGCUCACAGGGUCUCUUAGAUAAAUUGGAAUCUACCAAAAAGACUCUACAGACAGCACAUGGUAUCAGCUCAACCUCGAGACCGAGACCUGAGAGAAACAUUCUCAUGUUGGCUAAUAGCUUCCGACGACGAAGUGGCACUUUCCCCUUAAAAAGCCAAGCCAAGAAAAGGUUUAAUCUUUUAGGAAUUAAUAAACGGGGCACUAGUGAAACUCCCAGGAUGUAUAUGAAACACGUUAGAGCACAGAUGAAAACAGGUGAUUCAGAGUCCAUGCCUAAACACAUAGAAAUGGGUGGCAGUACCCACAGUCUGUGUGUGUCUUCCUCAGAAACCCUGGACCUGAAGCAGGAUGAAAGAAAUGCCCACCAUGUGAGCUACUUUGAUCCUUCCACAGUGAGGGCAGCUUCUGACCGUCAGAUGUCAUGUUCUUGUACAGACUGUGGCCAGGUGUCUACAAGUAGGACAGAGUUGGAAGUCCACAUGAAAAGGUGCCAUGCAAGAGAUGUAAAAUUGUUCUGCCAGACAUGUGACGUUUCCAGCAUGUCUAGGAGGGACCAACAUGAACAUUUGCACAAUCACCAGCUUCAGCAAACUGCCUCUGUCCUCAAUUGUCAGUGCUGCUCAUUUAUUUCCUUGAAUGAAACACAUCUUAGAGACCACAUGAAGGAAAAGCACAGUAUGGGCUUUCUCUGUUCUCCCUGUAAUCUGUUCUUCUUGUCUGAGAAGGAAAUGGAGGAACACAAGACAACUGAGAAGCAUAUUCGCUUAUUGGUUCAACCAAAGACUUCUCAAUCGUUUAACAAUGAUUUGGUUUUACAGACUUUACCUUUAAGGACUUUGGAAUCAGAAAACACAAAGGAUUCUAUGAGCCAGUUAGGAAGAGUGGCUCAGGAAGAACUAACUAAGACCCGGGUAAGCUAUGGAAGUGAAGUAAGGCAUUCAAAUAAGCCUCAAUUUCAGUGUAAGAAGUGCUUUUAUAAAACACGGUCCUCCACUGUUCUCACACGACACAUAAAGCUCCGGCAUGGUCAGGACUACCACUUUCUUUGUAAAGCAUGUAAUCUCUAUUCAUUGAGCAAAGAAGGAAUGGAGAAACACAUUAAGAGAAGCAAACAUCUUGAAAAUGCUAGGAAAAAUAAUAUUGGCUUAAGCUUUGAAGAAUGUAUUGAAAGGGUUUGUAUAGGUGCAAAUGACAAGAAAGAAGACGUUACGAUUUCUGCAAACGAGAGGACAGAAGGCGACAUAGAAGGUGAGCAAUUGCAGGAACAUAACUCUUUGGAGAAGAGCAUACUCACUGCCAAGGAACAGCCACAGUCUGGCGUAAUCGCCAAAGAUGAUGAGUUAGCCUUGACCACCACUCCAAAGAGAGGGAGACCCAAAGGUAACAUCUCACGGACAUGUUCACACUGUGGCCUCUUGGCCUCUAGUAUUACAAAUCUGACCGUUCACAUUAGACGAAAACAUAGUCACCAAUACAGUUACUUAUGUAAAGUGUGUAAGUAUUAUACUGUAACUAAGGGAGAUAUGGAGCGUCAUUGUGCCACCAAGAAACAUAAAGGACGUGUAGAAAUAGAAGCAAAUGGAAAACAAAGUUCAGAUAUCAUUAUUGGCCCUGAAAGAGGUAACCUUGAAGCCUGUAGUAGGAGCACCAGUUCAGAUGAACAAACUAAUAAGUCAGCUGAACCAGAUCCCUCCAGUUCAGAAAAAACAGGACAAGAGCAAAGAGAUCAAGUUGAAAUUGAAGUUGAAAAUGUAUUUCAUUCUACAGAUGGGGAAGCUGGCAGUCACGCUAUUGAUGAGAAGGAACAAGUAACUCUAGAACCAGAGGCCCUGGUGCAGCAAAGGGAAGUAUGCUCGCAGAGAGGUGCCCUGAGCACAAGUGACAAUAAAUGUGCACACUGUGAGUUUAGUGCUCACUCUUCAGCUUCCCUAGAAUUGCAUGUAAAACGGAAACACACAAAAGAAUUUGCGUUUUAUUGCAUGGCAUGUGAUUACUAUGCCGUGACUCAUAGAGAGAUGACCAGGCAUGCAGCAACAGAAAAGCACAAGGUGAAAAGGCAGUCUCACCUGAAUUCUUCUGACGUGGGAGCAAGUCCUUCAGAAAUGUCCAAAAACAUCAUCAUACCUGAGGAGCAGCAUCAACAAAAUUCUGAAGAAUUCCAGAUAAUUUCAGGCCAAUCACCUGAAACUCUUAAAUCUAGAAAUGCUACUGGCCAUUCUGUUUUAGAUGAGAAUACUAACUUAGACAUGUCUAAAGUACUCUGUGUUCCUGACUCUAUAGAAGUUGAGACUGAAGAAGACUCUAAUCUUAGUGAAGGUCCUCCGUUUUGUGAAACUUUGCAACAACCCCUUGCCAAGGACAAAGUUAGGAGACUCGAGGAAGAGGUGACCCUUAACAUUUCCUCUAAUGGCUCACCAAGCAAAUUUCAGAAUGAAAAUUCGGGAAGCUCAGCUUUAAUUUAUGAGACAACAAAGACCAAUCACAAUAAGUUGAAUGACAUUGGUGAUCCAACUGCACAUGGUGAUAGUGAUGGAGGGAAUGGAGGAGACCAUGAAGGUGAAAUCCUCAGUAAACAUGGAUGUCUUGGAGUCCUGGAUGGAGCUCAUUCAGUUGAAAGCACCGUCCCUGUUGUGAUGAGAAUGAUGGAAGGACAGCUAAACCUGGAUAGCCGUGGUCAAGACCAAGUUGGAAAUAUGCAGAGUUCAGUGGAUUUGAAAACUAUGCAAGGAGAUUCUAUCUUGGAAAAUAAGGAAAUUCUGAUGAAUUCCCAACAAGAAACUGAAAUUGUUAUAGAAGAGGAUGGUCCAGCUUCUGAUAGCACGGUUGAAAGUAAUGAUGUUUAUGAAACUAUAAUUAAUGUUGAUGAUAAAGGACAGGCCAUGUACAGUUUUGGCCGGUUUGAUUCUUCCAUAAUAAGAAUAAGGAACUCAGAAGAUGGUGAAUUGAUAGACCAGUGUGAAGAGGGUCUGAUAACAACAGAAGUGAGAAUGAGUGAGUCCCCCUUAAAAGACUGUGCUCAAGGAGUGAAAAAGAAGAAAUCUGAAGGCAGCUCCUUUGGUGAAUCCACACGAAUCCGUUGUGAUGACUGUGGUUUCUUAGCAGAUGGGUUAAGUGGACUGAAUGUUCACAUAGCCAUGAAGCAUCCUACAAAGGAGAAACACUUCCAUUGUUUGCUGUGCGGCAAGUCCUUCUACACAGAGAGCAACCUGCAUCAGCACUUGGCUAGUGCUGGCCACAUGAGAAAUGAACAGGCCAGCGUGGAAGAGCUCCCGGAGGGCGGGGCCACCUUUAAAUGUGUCAAAUGUACAGAGCCCUUUGAUUCGGAGCAAAAUUUAUUUCUGCAUAUUAAAGGGCAGCAUGAGGAACUGCUCCGGGAGGUGAAUAAGUACAUAGUGGAAGACACUGAGCAAAUCAACCGAGAGCGAGAGGAGAAUCAGGGAAAUGUCUGCAAGUAUUGUGGCAAGAUGUGUCGCAGUAGCAAUUCUAUGGCGUUCCUGGCCCACAUCCGCACUCAUACAGGAUCAAAACCAUUCAAGUGCAAGAUCUGCCAUUUUGCAACAGCUCAGCUUGGCGAUGCCAGAAACCAUGUCAAAAGGCACCUUGGGAUGAGGGAAUACAAGUGUCAUGUGUGUGGGGUUGCUUUUGUAAUGAAGAAGCACUUAAAUACUCAUCUGCUAGGCAAACAUGGAGUUGGCACCCCCAAAGAAAGGAAAUUUACAUGCCACUUGUGUGAUAGAAGUUUCACCGAGAAGUGGGCCCUGAACAACCACAUGAAGCUGCACACGGGAGAAAAGCCUUUCAAGUGUACAUGGCCCACGUGUCACUACUCCUUCCUCACGGCCUCCGCCAUGAAAGACCACUACAGGACACAUACAGGCGAGAAGUCGUUCCUGUGUGACCUCUGUGGCUUCGCUGGCGGGACCCGGCACGCCCUCACCAAGCACCGCAGGCAGCACACAGGGGAAAAGCCUUUCAAAUGUGACGAGUGUAACUUUGCCUCCACAACCCAGUCUCACCUGACUCGGCACAAACGGGUGCAUACGGGAGAGAAGCCCUACCGAUGCCCCUGGUGUGACUACAGGUCAAACUGUGCUGAAAAUAUCCGCAAGCACAUUUUACAUACUGGCAAACACGAGGGGGUCAAGAUGUACAACUGUCCCAAGUGUGACUACGGCACAAACGUCCCUGUGGAGUUCCGGAACCACCUGAAGGAACAGCACCCCGACAUCGAGAACCCUGACCUGGCUUACUUGCAUGCAGGCAUAGUUUCCAAGUCCUACGAAUGCCGCUUGAAGGGCCAAGGCGCCACGUUCGUGGAGACGGACAGCCCCUUCACUGCGGCUGCGCUGGCGGAGGAGUCCCCGGUCAAAGACAGGCCCCUGCGCAGCAGCCGGCGGGCCGCGGCGGCGCCCGAGCAGGUGCAGCAGGUCAUCAUCAUCCAGGGCUACGACGGGGAGUUCGCCCUGGAUGCCUCUGUGGAGGAGACGGCCGCGGCCACGCUGCAGACGUUGGCCCUGGCCGGCCAGGUGGCCCGCGUGGUGCACAUCACGGAAGACGGGCAGGUCAUCGCCGCGAGCCCCGGCGGAGCGCACGUGGGCAGCGGGGCGCAGGGGCCAGCACUGCAGGAGCAGAUGGCAGAGGAAGCCACCCAGGUGGUGGUGGUGGGGGCCUCCGUGGAAGGUCACGUGGCCGAGCCUCUCAGCCCGGGUGGCGCAGUGAUACAGCAGGUGACCAAGCAGGAGAUCCUAGACCUCAGCGAGGGCGCCAUCCCCCAGCCUGACCCGGCCUCUGCCCUGGACGCCCUGCUGUGUGCGGUCAGUGAGCUGGGAGGGGCAGAAGGCAGGGCUGGGCCUGAGGACAAGGGCAGGGCCGGCCACAGAGAUGUGCUGGUCCAGCUGCCCGGGCAGGAGGAGCCCCCCUCUGAGGCCACCGAGGUCCAUGUGUUCCCGGACGUGGCGGGGAGUCCCGCCACCCUGGAGCCCAUGGAGGUCCUGACCCAGGUGGUGCAGCCCUCUGCUGUGGUCGCCUCGCAGGAGCGCGCCCAGGUGACCUUCAAGAAGAUGGUCCAGGGCGUCCUCCAGUUCGCCGUGUGUGACUCGGCCGCGGCCGGGCAGCUGCUGAAAGAGGGCGUCACCCAGGUCAUCGUGAACGAGGAGGGUGCGGUCCACAUGCUGGCGCGGGAGGGCUCGCAGAUCGUCAUGCAGGAGGCGGGGGCCCUGGGACAGCACGCGGAGCAGGACGGGGAGAUCUCACAGAUCAUUGUCACCGAGGAGCUGGUCCAGGCCAUGGUCCGCGAGUCCGGUGGCAACUUUCCUGAGGGCGCAACCCAUUAUAUUGUGACCGAACUGCCCCCCGGGGUGCAGGAUGAGACGGCCAUGUACUCCCACACCGUGAUAGAGACAGCCGACUCGCAGGAAAUCCUGCAAGCAGGGGCCAUGGUCCCCAGUGGGACGGAACAGUUGACCAGCAUGGUCAUUUACACCCAAGAGGGCUCCCCGGCAGCCACGGUCAUUCAGAGCCAAAGAGAGAGUCACGAACUCCAAGAAGCCUGAGGCACAGGUCAUGCGUGGAAAGAGCAGCACAUGUGGACACAGUGGUCCCUGCUCAACAAUGACAGUGUAGCUCAAAGGAGCACCGAACACACUCUGGUCCAGGGUUCACACUGCUGCUUAAAAGCACGCGGUCCCAGGAAGCCCCAGUGGAGGGAUGAGAGCCUGCAGCCAGGGGCCAGCAGCAGAGCUGCAAAUGGAGGCAGGGCCCUGCCCCCCAGAUCUGCUCAGUUUGGUUCUGUUGAUAAAGGUUUUCCCCUCUGUCCCUUCCAUUGUACCGAGGAGAAUCUGAGUUUUCUUUUCUGUAUCACCACCCCACGCCCCCACACACGAAUGUUUUCUCACUUCCGUUCUCAAAGGACGGUGCCCCACUGGUGGACAUGUAAGCACAGUGUGUUUGUGGCUUGAGACCUGUCUGCUCAGCAACCCAGCAUGUAGCCGCCUACACAUUUUAUUCUACAUUCGGUUAAAACUGCAGCUGCAAGUAUGACUGUAUUGACGUAACCCACCCCUGUUCAUUUUGUUGAAAUGUGUCCCCAGACCAAAGGAAGCCUGUCAUUCAUCUCCCCCGUGAGUUUGCUCUCUUCAGACGUGGCAGGUGUAUUCAGAGCUCUGGUUGUCCUCUGCUUAAAAGAACCUCCUAAAGCCUGCGGUUAAAAAGCCUUGGAGUUCAUGUUUCAUUAAAAUGCACCCAGGUUAAGUCAACCCUUAAAAAUAAGUGCUUCUUAUUUUGACUUCAUUUCAUAUAAUAAAGUCUCUAUAUGAAACACACACUCUGGAAAAUACUGUUCAUACCAAUGUAUUGUUUUUCCUAACACGUUCAUAUCUGUGUCCCGGUUGCGGGAUUUAUGUGUAAUUUAUGUCAGUGAAAGACUGACGUUACACCAACAGGAAGCCCCCCUGCAGCCCGCCCUGACCACGCUGUCUGUGCAGCUCUGGUCCACUGCAGCUGUGGUCACUACUCCCAGUCGUUUGUUUCUGGAUACAGUUGCUCUUCUCCCUUUUCCAAAAUUGUAAAAUAAUUCCCUCCCCCCAUGCACAGGUUGUUUUGUUCUGUUUCUUUUUUUUUCUUUGAAAUAAAAGUAUAGCAUUAAAGAGAA
Molecule: messenger RNA, 7959 nt
Organism: Pipistrellus kuhlii (Kuhl's pipistrelle)
Lineage: Eukaryota; Metazoa; Chordata; Mammalia; Chiroptera; Vespertilionidae
Gene: ZNF407
Product: zinc finger protein 407
Exons: 9
Coding region: 179-6862 (2227 amino acids)
Biological process (GO): regulation of gene expression
Cellular component (GO): nucleus
Molecular function (GO): nucleic acid binding; zinc ion binding
Source: RefSeq, a predicted model, not a curated record